GAAUAAUUGUGUCUAAGCUGAGUGUGUAUCUCAUGUGUAAAGCGCCGCUCUGGGCAGGUGAGGUUGUGGAGCGCGGCUCGUUAUAAUUUAUAAAUGACCUAUUAGAACGCGGGGCUCAGCAAAAACGCGGCUCAAAGUCCUUUAGCACACUAAGAACAGGCGAGGAAGUGUUCGCGUGACCAGCCGGGCUCCUCGCCGCCUCUGUGGGAAGUAAAGGACGCAAUAAAACCUCACCGCCGGGACUUGCGUUUUAUAGUUUUGUGAUAGGAGGGUGUACCCGGGCCCAGAAUGGCGGGCCCCCCCAGUCCUGAUCAUGGAAUGAAGCAGCUGGCGCUGAGUGAAGCAGAACUGGAGGAACUCGCUCCCAGAUCUCAGGAUGAUGGACCCCGGCUGAUCUCCAGAAUGAAGAAGAGCCUCCGAUGUUCUGGGACGGUCCUGAAAUCCCUUCUCCUGAAAUUUAUUCCGAUACUUAGUUGGCUGCCGAGAUAUCCUGUGAAAGAGUGGCUGUUGGGGGAUGUAAUAUCCGGGAUCAGUGUUGGUAUCAUCCAACUCCCACAAGGUUUAGCGUACGCCUUGCUGGCCGGGGUCCCCCCUGUCUUUGGUCUUUACUCAUCAUUCUAUCCUGUAAUUCUUUACACCAUAUUCGGCACAUCCCGACACAUCUCCGCAGGGACUUUUGCCGUCAUCUCUGUGAUGGUUGGAAGUGUGACAGAGUCCCUGGCACCAUCUGACAGUUUUUUGAUACCGGGCAAUGACUCUAUGGUGGAUGAGGAAGCCAGGGAUGCUGCCAGGGUUCAGGUGGCAUCAGCCUUAACGUUGUUGGUUGGAAUAUUUCAGAUCUUGUUGGGUUUGAUGCAGUUUGGCUUUGUGGUGAUGUACCUUUCGGAGCCUCUGAUUCGCGGUUACACCAGCGCAGCGGCUGUUCACGUGGUUGUGUCGCAGGUUAAGAGCAUUCUGGGAGUAAAUAUCAGCCAACGGAGCCACCCGCUGUCUCUCAUCUAUACCAUUGUGAAUAUCUGCAGCCAGCUGCCCAAGACAAACGUCGCCUCUCUCCUCAUCGGUCUCAUCGCCAUCGCCGUCCUGUUCGCAGUGAAGUUCCUGAACGAGAAAUAUAUUUCGAAGAUUCGAUUUCCUAUACCGAUCGAGUUAAUCACGCUAAUUGUGGCCACUGGGAUAGCGUACGGGGCCGAUCUCAACAGAGCGUAUGGCGUGGACAUUGUUGGAGACAUCCCAACUGGGCUGAAGGCUCCAUUCGUGCCAGACGUUUCCCUCUUUGCCAGUGUGGUUGGCAAUGCCUUUGCCAUAGCGGUGGUGGUCUACGCCUUUACCAUCUCUUUAGUGAAGAUGUUCGCAGUGAAACACGGUUACAACAUAGACAGUAACCAGGAAUUCAUCGCUCUGGGCCUCAGUAAUGCUGUGGGAAGUUUCUUCCAGUGUUUCACCAUUGGGACGGCCAUGUCGAGGAGUCUGGUACAGGAGAGCACAGGAGGGAACAGCCAGGUGGCGGGAGCCGUGUCAUGUUUGGUUAUCCUCAUCAUCAUUCUGAAGGCCGGCGAGCUGUUUAAAACGUUGCCAAAGGCCAUCCUGGCAUCCGUUGUGAUCGUGAAUUUGAAGGGCAUCUUCAAGCAGUUCAGAGACAUCCCCUUGCUAUGGAGAACAAACAGAAUUGACUUGGUGGUCUGGUUGGUGACAUUUGUGGCCACGAUACUCCUGAACUUAGACCUGGGACUGGCGGUCUCUGUGGCCUUCUCUCUACUGACUGUCAUCUUUAGGACGCAGCUACCUCAUUACUCCAUUCUUGGGCAAGUUCCCAGAACACAUAUUUACAGGGAUGUGGCUCAGUACCAACAGGUCCAGGAAGUCCAGGGUAUUAAGAUCUUCAGGUCUUCAUCCACAAUUUACUUUGCCAACGCGGAUUUAUAUGCAAAUGCCGUUAAAAAGAUGAGUGGAAUGGAAGUGGAUAAACUUAUUGAAUUGAAGAAAAAGGCCAAUAAAAAGGAAGCUCAACUAAAGAAUAAGGCCGAAAAACAGGCUAAGAAGGAACUGAAACGAAGGAAAGGAGAGAUGGCGCCGGACAAAGCGAAUGAACUGGAUUCGAUUGGCGUUCACAGUCCGGGAACCACAGAUCCGGAGUUCCAACAAGACUAUGGAAUCUUAGAAGAGAGCGCCGUAAACUGCCUGGAACACAACAAAUCCCCCAUCCAUUCCCUCAUCCUGGAUCUGAGCACCGUUAGUUUUGUAGACACCGUCAGCACGAAGAUGCUGAAAAACCUCUUUCGUGAUUUCCAUGAAAUCGAUGUGAAUGUUUACCUCGCUGGGUGUCAUGAGAACGUUCUGGAGCAGCUAGAGGUGGGAAGCUUUUUCAGCAAGACGAUCACCAAGUCUCAGUUAUUCCCCUCUGUCCAUGAUGCCGUCACUUACAUCGCACAGAUAUCCGGACCGCAAGAACCAAAAGACAAGCAUAUCUUUUCCACAAGGAUAUGAAAAGAAGAGAGCUCCAAAGAAGAAGGGCAGCACUGGAGAAGUCUAGAAGAAUGUCCCAUUAAACCAUCAUAACUUUGUGGAUGUUUUGGAGCUCCCCUGAGGACACUUUGCUGCUUCUACUGCCACCUUGUGGAAGAUUUUAGUUCUUCACCAAAAAGUGUUCUUUGUAUUUUGUACAGAAUAACUUCAGGACCUGAUUAUGAUUUUGGAAGAACUUUGACCCUUUCAGGGCAUUUUUAUUUUUUUACAGUGAUCUCCUGCCACCAAGACUUUGUGUUCCUUUUGAGUUUGUCUGAGUGUUUGUAACUUGGCAGGCCAUUCAGAAUGAUGUGAUGAGGAUGGAGAGGAGGAUUGCACACAGUGUUU
Rana temporaria (common frog) is the source of this 2850-nucleotide messenger RNA. RefSeq names its product solute carrier family 26 member 6-like. Gene Ontology annotation, cellular component: membrane. Gene Ontology annotation, molecular function: secondary active sulfate transmembrane transporter activity; bicarbonate transmembrane transporter activity; chloride transmembrane transporter activity. The coding region runs from base 289 to 2484 and encodes 731 amino acids. Gene Ontology annotation, biological process: transmembrane transport. The transcript has 20 exons. Lineage: Eukaryota; Metazoa; Chordata; Amphibia; Anura; Ranidae. The record is from RefSeq and is a predicted model, not a curated record.